Messenger RNA from Manihot esculenta (cassava), 535 nucleotides. Its product is annotated as small EDRK-rich factor 2-like. Lineage: Eukaryota; Viridiplantae; Streptophyta; Magnoliopsida; Malpighiales; Euphorbiaceae. Bases 147 to 356 code for a protein of 69 amino acids. The record is from RefSeq and is a predicted model, not a curated record. The transcript is spliced from 3 exons.
GAAUAUUUACAACCAAACGCCGACCAAAGGAGUCUAGCUUUGUGCGUCUCUCUCUCUAAAUUCUGCGAAAUUCACUUUACUUGCUCGAUCAAGGAAAAGGAUCCAACUCUCACUCGCUCUCCUUCAGCUGCUCUUCUACGCUAAAAAUGACUCGCGGAAACCAAAGGGAGCGCGAUCGAGAACGAGCUCAGGCUCGCACCGGCAAGGGCCCUAAGAGCAAGGACGACGGAUUGACCCCCGAACAGCGUCGCGAAAGAGACGCGAAAGCGCUGCAAGAAAAGGCAGCGAAGAAGUCUGCCCAGGCUGCCGCGGGAGGGGAAACUUCGGGAGGUAAAGGGAAAAAUGUUAAGAAAUAAACAGAAUUCGCUGGGGUUUCUUUGAAUUGUAAUUAUUGUGUUAAAUUUAAGAUCUACUUAUCCUUGCUUGAUAAUUUGAAGUGGAUUGGAGAUUGAUUGGGUUGUGGGGUUUGAAAUCUGGAUGAUGUUGGAUAACAGGUGAUGUGUUAUUUAAGGAUCUCUAUUUCUUAUCUUUUUAA